This is a messenger RNA of Hemicordylus capensis (graceful crag lizard), 2463 nucleotides long. It is a transcript of the gene SLC6A20, whose product is annotated as solute carrier family 6 member 20. Gene Ontology annotation, cellular component: plasma membrane. The coding region runs from base 1 to 1785 and encodes 594 amino acids. Gene Ontology annotation, biological process: sodium ion transmembrane transport. The record is from RefSeq and is a predicted model, not a curated record. NCBI's taxonomy places the organism in Eukaryota, Metazoa, Chordata, Lepidosauria, Squamata, Cordylidae. The transcript is spliced from 11 exons. Gene Ontology annotation, molecular function: L-proline transmembrane transporter activity.
AUGGAAAUAGAGAAAUCCAGGCCAUUAUGGGACAACUCCUUCCAGUUUGUGUUUGCCUGCAUUUCUUAUGCAGUGGGCCUGGGAAAUGUAUGGCGGUUUCCCUAUUUAUGUCAGAUGUAUGGAGGAGGUGGAUUUCUAGUUCCAUAUCUCAUUAUGUUAAUUGUGGAAGGGAUGCCAUUGUUAUAUUUGGAGCUGGCAGUGGGGCAGCGCAUGCGCCAAGGAAGCAUUGGGGCUUGGAAAGCUAUCAGUCCUUACCUCUGCGGGGUUGGAAUUGCCAGCGUCAUUGUCUCAUUUUUCCUCUCUAUGUACUACAACGUUAUCAAUGCCUGGGCUUUCUGGUACCUCUUCCAUUCAUUCCAGGAUCCUUUGCCCUGGGCCAGUUGUCCAUUGAAUAUUAACCACACAGACUACUUGGAAGAGUGUGAGAAGGCAUCAGCCACUCAAUACUUUUGGUACAGGAAAACCCUCAAUAUUUCUCCAUCCAUUGAGGAGCAGGGGAGCAUCCAGUGGGAGCAAGCAGUAUGUCUCGUCCUGGCUUGGCUGGUGGUCUAUCUGUGCAUUCUAAGAGGAACAGAGUCUACAGGCAAGGUUGUGUAUGUGACCGCUUCUUUGCCCUAUGCAGUUCUCAUCAUAUACUUAAUCAGAGGCCUAACACUCCAUGGAGCUGUAAACGGACUGACAUACAUGUUUACACCAAAGCUAGAGCAACUAGCAAACCCCAAGACUUGGAUUAAUGCAGCUACUCAGAUCUUCUUCUCUCUUGGGCUUGGCUUUGGCAGCUUGAUAGCUUUUGCCAGCUACAAUGAGCCAAACAACAACUGCGAACGACAUGCCAUAAUUGUGUCCCUCAUAAACAGUGCCACUUCAGUAUUUGCUAGCCUUGUGACUUUCUCCAUUUAUGGUUUUAAAGCAACCUUCAAUUAUGAAAACUGCGUAAGCAAGGUAAUCUUGUUGCUGACAAAUGCUUUCGACUUGGAAGAAGGAUCAUUAACAACAGAAAACUUGGAAGAUAUGAAAAGUUACCUAGCAUUUACUCAUCCCGGCAUAUAUGCAGAACUGUUACCACAGAUUAAGAACUGCAGCUUGGAAGCUGAACUAGACACAGCUGUCCAAGGGACUGGAUUAGCAUUCAUUGUGUAUUCCGAAGCGAUAAAGAACAUGGAGGUCUCACAGCUGUAUUCAGUGCUGUAUUUCAUCAUGCUGCUGAUGUUGGGAAUAGGCAGCAUGCUGGGGAACACCGCAGCCAUCCUGACUCCUUUGAGUGACAGCAAGUUCCUUUCUUCCCACGUAUCCAAAGAGAUGAUCUCAGGUGGUGUGUGUUUCAUCAAUUGUAUCAUUGGCUUAGUGUUCACGAUGGAGGCUGGCAACUAUUGGUUUGAUAUUUUCAAUGACUACGCGGCUACUCUCUCCCUGCUGCUUAUUGUGCUGGUGGAAACUAUCGCUGUAUGUUACAUUUAUGGGCUAAGGAGAUUUGAGAAAGAUCUUCAUGUAAUGACUGGACAUAAGCCCAGUUGGUACUGGAAGGUUAUGUGGGCCUUUGCUAGUCCUGUGCUAAUUGUAAGCUUGUUUUUAUUUUACAUCGCUGACUACAUCAGCACAGGGACACUGCAGUACCAAGCAUGGGAUGCAACACAGGGUCAGCUGGUUACAAAAGAUUAUCCCAGUGGCGCCCUAGCAGUUAUUGGGUUGCUUGUGGCAGCAUCCACUGUGUGUAUACCACUAGGUGCAUUACUAACUUUUAUCAUAAACAGAACAAAGAGGGGAAAUGUAUCAACUAUUGCCUGAACAUUAGGAACUGGACUCAGGAGAAUUUCAUGAACGGCUGCAACUUCCACACCACACCUUGAAAACUACAGCAGCUAUAGCCUGCAACAAUCAAAAGAAAUACAGAACUUGGGUGAUCAUACCAAACUGUCCUCUUGGUUAUUCUAGGGUCAAAACAUACUAUUUUGUAGACUUCAAGAUAGUCUUUGAGAGGCAUCUACAAGGAGUGGUAACUCACAAAAAUGCCUCUAAAUACCAGUUGCAAGGGAGCAACAGCAGGAGAGAGGGCCUGCCCUCACCUCUUGCCUGUGGGCUUCUCAGCUGCAUCUGGUGGGCCACUGGGUGAAACAGGAUGUUGGACUCGAUGAGCCUUGGGCCUGAUCCAGCAAGGCUGUUAUAUUCUUAAAAUGGCCAAUUCCAUCUGCCUAAUUAAAACAAUCUGCCUGAGUGGAAGUGUGUUUCUUUUGUAUCUGAAGCACUGAAAGCUUUGCACAGCAGGAAAGCUGCAAUUUGCACAAAUAAAUUGUGCAUUAUAUAUGGACAAAUUGUCAAAGUUACAUGUCUUGAACAAUGCAAAUAUCUUCUAGGAGAUGCUAGGAAGUUUCUGUAGAAGCUAUAUUAGCUCAUCAAUGAAGUUAAUGUUUAUAUGUUAAACAGAAAAAUCACCAAUGUUCAAAUUACCAUUUGAAGUAAACAGUA